AGCUGACUGUUUGGGUGCAACAGCUACACGUUUGUCUCCACACUCUCUUUAUGAGGGCCAGCUUUGAGUGAGCCACCACUGCAUUGCUUUCUGCUGCACUCGCUCAAGGGUGAGCGACUGAUGAGUGAGUAGCGGAGAGGAAUACACUAGAGUUGAGAGGAAAAGAGAGGGAAUGGAGAAGGCACUAACUAGAGUGAGCAGCUUAAAAGUUGGGAGCUCUUGGAUCUCAAAGAAAGCCAAGGAAGAGCUCUCUAACAUUUCUGAAGACAUCACUACUUUCUCGAAUACAGUUGAAGAGAAAGCAAAAUGGAUUUUCAACAAGCUGAAAGGAAAGCCACUCAAAAGCUUGCCAGAUCUGCUCCGAGAGUACAACUUACCACCUGGUCUCUUUCCCCAGAACAUAAUCUGUUAUGAAUUUGAUGAGUCAAAGGCAAAGCUGAUUGUGUACUUGCCUUCUGUAUGUGAGGUCAGCUUCAAGGACUCUUCUGUAUUGAGGUAUGCAACUCGAGUAAAAGCUAUCCUCAUGAGAGGAAAGCUCACAGGUAUAGAGGGAAUGAAGACGAAGGUCCUUGUAUGGGUUAAGGUCACAAGUGUGGCAGUUGAAGGCUACAAGUCUGAUAAGGUGUGGUUUACAGCCGGUGUCAAGAAGUCCAGGCCUAGAAUUGCAUAUGAUGUCCCACAGCCUGCUGUCAGAGUAGAUGAAUUUUGAGUUUAACAUACUUUCAUCAUCUGAUGAUGAAAAAUUACUAGUAAUUUUUUGGCAGAUUAAGCAUAACAUCAUGGUCUUUUUUUCUCAUUUCCAAAUGCUUAUAAUCAAAUACUCUGCUAUGAAUAUAAAAUUCAAAAUUUAAUUGCC
Messenger RNA from Hevea brasiliensis (rubber tree), 856 nucleotides. RefSeq lists its product as uncharacterized. The record is from RefSeq and is a predicted model, not a curated record. Bases 173 to 709 code for a protein of 178 amino acids. The transcript has 3 exons. NCBI's taxonomy places the organism in Eukaryota, Viridiplantae, Streptophyta, Magnoliopsida, Malpighiales, Euphorbiaceae.